Messenger RNA from Pipistrellus kuhlii (Kuhl's pipistrelle), 792 nucleotides. Its product is annotated as claudin-34-like. Gene Ontology annotation, molecular function: structural molecule activity. Gene Ontology annotation, biological process: cell adhesion; bicellular tight junction assembly. Bases 132 to 620 code for a protein of 162 amino acids. The transcript has a single exon. Gene Ontology annotation, cellular component: plasma membrane; bicellular tight junction. Lineage: Eukaryota; Metazoa; Chordata; Mammalia; Chiroptera; Vespertilionidae. The record is from RefSeq and is a predicted model, not a curated record.
UGCCAAGUAGCGGGCUUCAUUGUCACUACCAUAGGAUGGAUCUUCUCCAUGACUUGCAUGGGCCUGGCUGAGUGGCGCUUUUGGUACAUGGAGAGCAGCUCCGCCCCUCCCCAGGGCUGGCCUGUGUAGGGAUGUGGAAGGUCUGCACUUACCAGUCCAACAACCUCCAGAGCAGAGCCAUAGCGUGUCACCGCUACACCUACAGUGACACCUACCUGCCUCUCAAUAUCCGCAUCACUCAGCACCUGCUGCUGGCUGCCAACCUCCUGGCUCUCUUGGGGAAAGUGCUUACCAUCAUGGGUCUGCAGAGAGUGUGUGUGGCUCAUCUUCAGAAGGAAAACACCUGCAAUCUCUUCUUAGCUUCCGGAGCCCUGAGCAUCAACGCUGGGGUAUUUAUCCUCAUUGUUGAGAUCUGGAACUACCACGCUGUGAUGAAUGAAGAGGGCAUACACUUCCCACCAUCCUUCCACAUGCCCUGCAGGCCCGACCGACAGGAGAUUGGCAGCACAGUCCCCGUGGCAGUUCUGGCUGCCAUCCUGAUACUGCUGAGUGGGCUGUUUACCCUGUCUUACCAGCUUCUCGCCCGACAGCCAAGUGUACCUGAGGCCUCAGAAGUGUGAAAUUCCCAGUUGCAUAGCUUUGCAAAUCCAAAAAGGGAAGUUUAUGGGGGUGCAGUAUUAUCAGGAUGCUCUAGGAAAGAAUUCCCAGGGCUCACAAAGCCAUGUUGAGCAGAAAGUGGGCAUUUGCUGUAUGCCCAAAGUGGGCUCAUUGAUUGGUUAAUGAACUUCAUUA